Messenger RNA from Plasmodium fragile, 651 nucleotides. RefSeq lists its product as uncharacterized. The record is from RefSeq and is a predicted model, not a curated record. The transcript is spliced from 6 exons. Bases 1 to 651 code for a protein of 216 amino acids. Lineage: Eukaryota; Apicomplexa; Aconoidasida; Haemosporida; Plasmodiidae.
AUGGAGUACUUAAUUUUGGAGGAGAAAUAUAAAAACCUCUUGAAUAAAUCUAACCACGAAAAGGCAGUCUUGAAAAAGGAGUCAGAGGCCCUUCGGAAAAAGUUACAAAAUCUCGAAGGGGCCUACAUCGAAAAGGAAAAAGAGGUGGCGGAAAUACUAGAGGACAAAGAAAACCUGGAAGAUCGACUUACCAAAAUGGGGAGAGAAAACGAAUCUUUGGAGGAAGAAAUAGUAAAACUAAACGAGAAAAUCGUGGACCUGACGGACAUAUCCAAGACAUACCGACAAAUGAUAAGAAGCCGAAAUAAGGAACUGCAGCAUUCGCAAUUUUUGGUGGCAGAAAAUAUGCACCUUAGAAAUAGCCUUGAGGUCAGAGACUUUGCAAGCAUCCUAAUGAACAUGCAGACUCACACGCGAGUGAACGCGCUAAAUGUGAUGGCGCAUAGCGAAAAGGUGGAGCUCGAGUCCGAACUAGGGAAGAAAAAAAACGUUAUACAAUUGAUCAAGGAUAAGUAUAAAAAAAAUAUAAGCAGGCUUCUUGAUAAGUUUAACGAAAAGGACAGACACUUUUACGAGUUUCAAAGUUCGGUCGUAAGAGGUAAUCAUUUGGAAAGGACCAUAAAACUUUACGAGUCCAUAGAUAGGUGUUAG